Messenger RNA from Porites lobata, 2156 nucleotides. NCBI's taxonomy places the organism in Eukaryota, Metazoa, Cnidaria, Anthozoa, Scleractinia, Poritidae. The record is from the annotation of a GenBank genome assembly.
AUGGCCGCGUUUUGCGGCUUGUGUCUUACGAAAACGGUCCGGAAUUUUUCACUCUUGUUUGGGAAAAACGUGGCGCUUGCAUCGAUUGCGGGAAGGAGAACGUAUUUUCGUGCUCCAGGCAGUACGGAUGAGGAAAGUUUUGAUGAAAUGUUUCGUAAUUCUAACUUUGUGAAGUUAGGAAGACCUCAGGGAAAACUUGUGGCAGGGAGGAUUACUCACAUUGUGGAACGUGACGACGAUAAGACAGAUUUGUACGUAGAUUUUGGAUGGAAAUUUCACGCGGUCUUUACCCGAGGUAAAGAGAAAGGAAGGUAAGUGUAGUAAAUCUAGUAACUCUUUGACGAUUUUCAGCACUCUUCAUUUGAAAAAGUGCAAGCUAAAUUUCACCGCCGAUCCCUAAUAUUUAUGAGUGUAACACUUUUUUUAUCCCUUCAGAAAUUUAUUCUUGUUUUUCUGCCCUUCAAAAAUUGACAUUUUAGAAGAUAAUUCCCUUCAAAAGAACCUCUUUCCUAGUAUUGACCCACUGAGAAAAUUUCUCAGGCAACAAUCUUCUGGGGGGUGGGGGGCUCUGAAGGUGUGUUACUCCAGGCCCAGACAUUUUAAAAUUUUGAAGCACUAAAAUAGAAUUCCCAGCAUUUGGCAUUCUGGGAACUAAACUGAGUAAAUAAAGGAACUUUUCUUAUCCACAGCAGCAAUUUUUCUUUGUGUUUACAAUAUUGACCUGAAAUGAGCUAAAAUUGCAGUAUGUAUGCUAAUAUAAAUUUUCAAGAAAACAAUGAAUAUGAACAGAAUCACUAUCAGUAGUAGUACACAGCUGUAUAUCACGCGUAUAUCCAACUAGUGGUCUAUUAUCAAUGCUGCGUUCUGAUUGGGUGAGCUACUACUAGGCUAUAUGUUAUAGCCCACUAGUAGCAAAGCCGGCUUUGAAAACCAAAACAAUGGCAGCUGAAUUGCGUUUUGCUAGCUAAAGUUGUUUUGUCUCAAUAUUUAUGACCAACUAGUUGGAUUUUACUAAAACAAUUAUUCCUCCUGCCCUCAUUGCCUCUGAGUCAAUAGCGCAUUCGGCCUGCUAUUGACUCAGAGCCCACUUGGGCUAGCCUGCGAAGCGCCAGACGCAUUUCCGGUCGUCGCUUCCCUCCCUGUGUCUGGCGCUUCGCAGGCUAACUUGGGCUCGAGGAAUAAUUGUUAAAAAUGUAGCUGUUAAAGUCACUAUUUAUGAUAAAUUCAUGGUAAUAAAUUAAAGGGGUAAGUGAAAUAAAGGUAAUACUGUGUCUCCUCAUCUAUGACACAUUAUGCCCUUAAGUAAUAAGCAUAUGAAAAGAAAAUUGGAAGGAGAAUUUAUCAGCUAAUCAAACAUCACUCACAGACUUAAUUCUAGGUACCACUUCAACUACUGUUAAUAUCAUUAUUAUACCAAAUUAGAAAAUCACAUUGAUCAGAAUUAUCAACAAGGAAACAGGAAAAAAAUUCUAAGUUCCACAAGGGAUUUAAACCCACAACCCUAAUAUUUUGUCAUUUGUUGUUAUUUCAACAGCAGUGUGACUGUGUAAUACAGUUCAUAUGUCCAAACCCACAGAAAAAAAACCCUGCCCACCCAAUAGCUGUAUGAUAGGAACAUCCAAUUGUGAGGGCCUGUUGUGGUAAAAUUCCAAGAAGCUACAUAGGCUUGAAAUAGCAAAACAAGGCUAAAUGAAAUGUCGACAAAUGACAUAAUGAUGGGUUAAAUACUGACAGCAACAUGGCCUACUCCUCAAAACAUGAAAUACCAUAAAAAAUUAUCUGAAAUUCAGACUUGGGACAUAAGUACCCCCCACUCCCCCCGAAGAGGGCCUCACUUGUAGACUGGAGAGUUAGAUGUUUCCAAUCCCACCUGGAGCGUUUCUGAAACUUUCUGCUUUUUAAAUUUGUCAUUAUUUACAUUAUCAAGCAGUAAUAAAAAUUAUAUUUUUAUCAACCUGGGCAUCAUUAAUAAACUCUUUUCAUUUGUUUACAGUCACUACAAGGUUAAUGAUCUUGUCAAGAUUAAGCUGAAGGCAUUAGAGACCACAGGACACUUCUUAGGACAAAAUAGGAGGGUGACAUUGUGUGAAGCAGAUGCCAAUCUUGAAGGAAAGUUAAAUCCUGAUAGAACAUACAGAGUGUUAGAAAGGGAUUAG